AUGCAAAUGUCAAAUAUAAAUUCAAUUCUAGAUUACCACGAAGAUUAUUUACUUCAUCCCGAUUUGGAACCUCUUGUAACAUCGAUAAUUUUAAAAACUGGAAAUUUCAAAUGUUUGGCCAUCAUAUGCGAUGAAUUAUACCAAGAUGUAUUUGGAAGUUAUUUUUUUCAUAAAAUUACCCAAGCGACUUUUUUUAAAAUACUCAUCAAUGAUACAGAAGAUCUGAUAUCGCCAAAUUACAACACACUAUCCACAAUAAAAAAAGUUAGAAGAAAUGGUUGCCCGAUUUACAUUAUAUUUUUAGCAAAUGGAAAACAAGUGAAACGUUUUUUGCACUUUGGUGAUAAGUACCGAGAUCUAGACGUCAGAGCCAAUUUCAUCCUUUUAUACGACGAUCGACUUUUUGAACCUGAUCUUUUUUACCUGUGGAAAAAAAUGAUAAAUGUAGUUUUUAUAAGAAAGUUUUCAGGUGGAGAGAGGAGUUCGAGUAACUGGUACGAAUUAUCAACGGUACCAUUUCCAGCACCCAUCAAAGAAGUUUUAAUUCCGAGACGAUUAGAUAUAUGGCGAAGAGGAUAUUUUUAUUCCAACGUUGAACUCUUUCGAGAAAAAACCUCAAAUUUAAGAAGUCAAAUUUUUAGAGUUAUUACAUUUCAACAUGUUCCGUCUGCUUUUAAAAUGCCUGGAACCCUACCCAUCGGGUACACUGGUUUAGAAAUAGAAGUUUUAAACACGUUAUCGAUAAUAAUGAAUUUUGUAGCAGAAGUAUAUGACGUACCAUCAAGUGAAAAAUGGGGAUGGAAGCAAGUGAAUGGAUCUUAUUCAGGGCUUUUAGGUGAAAUCGUAAGUGGGAGAGCUGACAUAGCUUUGGGAAAUCUUUACUAUACGCCCUAUCACUUGGGUCUCAUGGAUUUAACCAUACCUUACAAUACUCAAUGUUUAACAUUUUUAACACCGGAAUUACUGACGGACAAUUCUUGGGAAACGCUUCUAUUACCUUUCAGAGGCUAUUUAUGGCUUGGAGUAUUUUUGUCCAUAAUAACUGCUGGUAUUGCUUUCGUCUCUCUAGCGAAAUUUCAUCGUAGAUUUGGUUAUGAUAUCACGCAAAGUAUUAUUUAUUCGAAAGGAAAGCAUAAAAGUCGUCCGAAAAUACUGUAUAAAAAAAGAAAAAAAAAUUUAAUGGGUCUCUAUCAAUUUGAAAAUCCCAUAAACAGUUAUUUGUACACGUACAGCAUGAUAUUACAAGUCUCACUACCGAAACUACCACAAGGUUGGGCUUUACGAAUAUUUACCGGAUGGUGGUGGAUUUAUUGCAUACUCCUUGCCGUAGCGUACAGGGCAAGUAUGACAUCCAUAUUAGCAAAUCCAAGUCCAAGAGUAACGAUAGAUACUUUAGAACAACUGGCAGAAAGUCAAAUAUCUGUCGGAGGAUGGGGAGAAGAAAUAAAACUUUUUUUUGAAACUUCAUUGGAUGCUGCCGGACAAACGAUCAGUCGUAAAUUCGAAAUCGAAAAUGAUAUUGAUAAGGCUGUCGAAAGGGUAGCAGACGGAAAUUUUGCUUAUUAUGAAAAUAUUUUUUUUCUAAGACACGCGAGCGUACAUAAAAAAAUGCUCAUAUUAGAAGCCAUAACUAAAAAACCUAAAGAAGAAAAUGAAAAAAAAAAUGAAUUUCAAAAAAGUUUACACAUAAUGAAAGAUUGCGUCAUAAAUAUGCCCAUAUCUUUAGGAUUGCAAAAAAAUUCUCCUUUGAAACCGAGAAUUGAUAAAUUCUUACAAAUGAUCAUAGAAGCAGGUUUGGUUAAAAAAUGGUUGAAUGAUGCCAUGUCUCAAGUACUAAGGGCGGAUGCAGGCAGUGAAGAGGAACCAAUAAAAGCUUUUAUGAAUUUAAAGAAAUUGUAUGGUGCCUUAGUUACUUUAGGUAUCGGGUACGGUUUGAGCAUAUUAAUACUAAUAAUUGAAAAAAUUAUUUGGCAUUUCACGGUCGUUAAGAGUCCAUUUUACGAUAAAUACUCAAACUCGGUAAUAAAAAUCGUAAAAACUUGA
This is a messenger RNA of Pediculus humanus corporis (human body louse), 2043 nucleotides long. Its product is annotated as glutamate receptor 4 precursor, putative. NCBI's taxonomy places the organism in Eukaryota, Metazoa, Arthropoda, Insecta, Psocodea, Pediculidae. Gene Ontology annotation, cellular component: membrane. Gene Ontology annotation, molecular function: glutamate-gated receptor activity. The record is from RefSeq and is a predicted model, not a curated record. The coding region runs from base 1 to 2043 and encodes 680 amino acids. The transcript is spliced from 9 exons.